Molecule: messenger RNA, 583 nt
Organism: Protopolystoma xenopodis
Lineage: Eukaryota; Metazoa; Platyhelminthes; Monogenea; Polystomatidea; Polystomatidae
Source: the annotation of a GenBank genome assembly
AGCCGGCGACCGCGAACAGAUAUACGAGUAUGAAGGCAGCGAUGCCGAGGAUGAUGACGACGGUGUUGGUGGUAACCUUGUGCAUGCCCCCGUCGCCGCUCUGGCUGCAGCCGCUGGAGCUGGAACUCCAAUGCUUGGGUUGGCAGCCUCGGGUCACGGCCACGUGUUGGCUAAUGCUCACGCACACUCCCAGGCACAACCACAUUCACGAAUUCACCUCCAUGGACACGGGCAUGGAAUCCCACAGGUCAGCGCAGCUGACCUCUUUUUGCCCCAACCACCUGGUCAUGGACAACAGAUAAAUUCCAGGCAGCACCAACACCAGCAUCUACACCAAAUAUCCGGGGUCUCAAGUCCCGGUUUGCCUGGGCCCUCACGAUCUGGUCUUGGUCCUGGCCAACUGCCAGUUACCUCUAAGGCUCAGCAAAGACCGACUCCGCCAGCACAUAAUCCCCAUCAGCAUCAGCCUAAUCCUGCCCUACGUUGUCAGCAGACACAGCAUAUUCAGCCCGGCUUACAGCGACAUUCUCAGCAGCAACAGCAGCUAUCCAACCAGGAGGCGAAUUCAAUUAGUAUGGUUUAA